AUGUCGGACAUUGAUACCAAGCACGAGGCAUCGCACAUCGAGGCCCCUCUUCGCGAGUCUAAGAGUGGCCUCUUCAAGAAUGCCAAAAUUGUGGGCAUUACGUCGCUCGCAACCCUCGGCGGCUUCCUCUUCGGCUACGACCAGGGCGUAGUUGGGAAUGUACUUGCCCUUCAACGCUUCGGAGCAGACUUUCCCCGGGUCUAUAUGGACGCAAACAUCAAGGGAUGGUUCGUAUCAUCUCUCCUCCUCGGGGCGUGGUUCGGCUCGCUCCUCUCCGGACCUCUCUGCGACAAACUUGGCAGGAAGCGGAGUAUCAUGUUCCAAGUGCUCGUAUUCACCCUCGGCUCGGCUCUGCAGACCGGCGCUCGUGUCGAGGCUCACAUGUUCGCCGGGCGUAUCAUUGCUGGGCUCUCCAUCGGGUCGCUCACUCACAUCGUUCCCAUGUACAUUGCUGAGCUGGCGCCCGCGGCGAUGCGCGGCGCCCUUGUCGCCCUACAGCAGCUCAGCAUCACCCUCGGUAUCCUGUUCAGCUACUGGAUCGCGUACGGUACCUCUCACAUUGGCGGUACGCGGUGCUCUGAUAUCCCAUACUCUGGCCCAAAGGGGCCGGACGGACACGCGACCUUUGACGCGUACAACGACGUCCCGGCUGGCGGGUGCACGGGACAGAGUCAGGCCGCGUGGCGCGUGCCGGUAGGCAUCCAAAUUCUUCCAGGCCUGAUCCUCGGUAUCGGCAUGUUCUUUAUGCCGUAUUCGCCUCGCUGGCUCGUCGAAGUUGGCCGUGACGACGAGGCUAAGGCUACGUUAUCCCGUCUCCGUUCAUUGCCGAUCGACGACCCGGACGUCGUCCGCGAGUUUGUCGAGAUCAAGGCUGAGGUCAUCACCAUCCGUCAGAUCCGAGAGACCCGGGGUACGGGGAAGAGCGGCCUCGCCCGAGCCCUCCAGCCAUACGUCGAGCUCCUCUCCACCAAAUCCAACUUCCACCGCCUGUACAUCGGGUGCACGACCAUGUUCUUCCAGCAGUUUAUCGGGUGUAACGCGAUCAUCUACUACGCGCCGACCAUCUUCGCCCAGCUCGGCAUGGACCCUAACACAACCUCGCUCCUUGCGACAGGCGUUUACGGAAUCACGAAUACGCUGUUCACGCUCCCCGCCGUCUUCUUCCUGGACCGCGUCGGCCGGCGCAAGCUCCUCAUGGUUGGUGCGGCUGGAUGUUUCGUCUCCCUCGUUAUGGUUGGAUCGCUCGUCGCCGCCUUCGGCCACGACUGGCCCAAAUACGCCGUCCAAGGCCGGGUCGCCAUCGCGUUUGUGUACAUCUACGAUGUCUUCUUCUCGUUCUCAUGGGCACCGAUCGGAUGGGUCCUCCCGUCCGAGAUCUUUAACCUCGCAACACGUUCCACGGCUGUUAGCAUCACGACGAGCACAACGUGGAUGUCCAACUUUAUCAUUGGCGUCGUGUCGCCCUUGAUGCUCGAGAAGAUCCCGCACGGCGGCACGUAUUUCUUCUUUGCGGGCUUUGCCGUGCUCGGGUUUAUCUCGACCUACUUCUUCCUUCCCGAGACAAGGCGCGUCGCCCUCGAGGACAUGGACGCGAUCUGGGGCGCUAAGACGAGCGAUGAGGAUCGCCACAUUGCGGACACUGUGCUCCGCGAGAUCGAGCAAGGCGAGGAUGCCAAGCGCGGUGCUACGGUUUAG
Molecule: messenger RNA, 1695 nt
Organism: Cutaneotrichosporon cavernicola
Lineage: Eukaryota; Fungi; Basidiomycota; Tremellomycetes; Trichosporonales; Trichosporonaceae
Exons: 3
Coding region: 1-1695 (564 amino acids)
Biological process (GO): transmembrane transport; carbohydrate transport
Cellular component (GO): membrane
Molecular function (GO): carbohydrate:proton symporter activity
Source: RefSeq, a predicted model, not a curated record